Messenger RNA from Dromiciops gliroides (monito del monte), 6289 nucleotides. RefSeq names its product terminal nucleotidyltransferase 5C (gene TENT5C). Gene Ontology annotation, molecular function: poly(A) RNA polymerase activity; RNA binding. The transcript has 2 exons. Gene Ontology annotation, biological process: mRNA stabilization. The coding region runs from base 161 to 1333 and encodes 390 amino acids. Lineage: Eukaryota; Metazoa; Chordata; Mammalia; Microbiotheria; Microbiotheriidae. The record is from RefSeq and is a predicted model, not a curated record.
CUCGGUGCCGGUGCCCGGGGUUUGUAGUUACCGAGCCCCUCCCGCCGGGGCUACCGACGGCUAAGACGUGCUAAUACCAUCAUCGCCGUCUCCUCCUCGCCCUCCUCCUAACAACAACUCCACCCACCGUCCAGUUUCCCUGGAAAGACUAAACCCCAAGAUGGCAGAUGAGACAAACACCAGGGAUUGCAUGUCCUUCAGUGUGCUGAACUGGGAUCAGGUCAGUCGGCUGAAUGAAGUUUUGACUGAGGUCGUACCAAUCCAUGGACGGGGCAAUUUCCCCACCCUGAAGAUCACACUGAAGGAUAUUGUUCAGACUGUCCGCAACAGGCUGGAGGAGGCAGGAAUCAAGGUGCAGGAUGUCCGACUGAAUGGCUCUGCGGCUGGUCACGUCUUGGUCAAAGACAAUGGCUUGGGUUGUAAAGACCUGGACCUAAUUUUUCAUGUGGCUCUUCCAACAGAGGCAGAGUUUCAGCUUGUGCGAGAUGUUGUUCUGUGUUCUCUUCUGAACUUCUUGCCAGAGGGAGUCAACAAGCUAAAAAUCAGUCCAGUGACUCUUAAGGAGGCCUAUGUGCAGAAGCUGGUAAAGGUCUGCACAGACACUGACCGUUGGAGCCUGAUCUCCCUCUCCAACAAGAAUGGAAGGAAUGUGGAACUCAAGUUUGUAGAUUCCAUUCGUCGUCAGUUUGAGUUUAGCGUGGACUCCUUCCAAAUCAUUCUGGACUCUUUGCUUUUGUACUAUGACUGUUCAAGCAAUCCCAUGUCUGAACACUUCCACCCCACUGUGAUUGGGGAGAGUGUGUAUGGUGACUUUGAGGCAGCCUUUGACCACCUCCAAAACAGACUGAUUGCUACCAAGAACCCAGAAGAAAUCAGGGGUGGGGGACUCCUGAAGUAUAGUAACCUUCUGGUACGGGAUUUCAGACCCACAGACCAAGAAGAAAUCAAGACCCUGGAGCGUUACAUGUGUUCCAGGUUCUUCAUCGACUUUCCAGACAUUCUGGAGCAGCAGAGGAAGUUGGAGACCUACCUCCAGAACCACUUCGCUGAAGAGGAGAGAAGCAAGUAUGACUACCUCAUGAUCCUUCGCCGGGUCGUGAAUGAGAGCACUGUGUGUCUCAUGGGACACGAACGGAGGCAGACCCUCAACCUCAUCUCCCUCCUGGCCCUGCGUGUGCUGGCAGAGCAGAACAUCAUCCCGAACGCCACCAACGUCACUUGUUACUACCAGCCUGCUCCCUACGUCAGUGAUGGCAACUUCAACAACUACUACGUUGCUAACACUCCCGUGCCCUACAGCCAGCCAUAUCCCACCUGGCUGCCCUGUAACUAACUAAUCUUUUGACUUGAGGAUUUCUGAAAAGGAAACCUCAAAAGGGCAAGGGCUUUGAGGAGGUAGGGGAGCCUUUCUAGAUGCAGGUGUUUGGCUUUUAAAGGGGAACUCAGCUCUGAUUCUGCUUAUUUUCUUUGUGUACCCAUCGAAUGGGUCUACAGUCUAGCAUGAGAAAACUUUUAAAGGGACCCUUAUUACAGUGCCACUUUGGAAACUGACCUGUCCAAAACACACUUAACACUUCAUGGUCCUGAACCUUACGCACUUGUGGAUUUGAGCCCUGUUGCAGUGCAGUUACUUAGAAUGGAAAAUAACUUGGGCAGUGUAUGAGAAGCCUUAAGCCAACUGUCUUCUCACUUCAAUCUUGUAUCUAAACUAGGCUGUGUUUUAGCCCUUGUCCAGAGUCCUUAGCAGCUAACACUUGGGCAAAACUGUUUUUUUUGAAUCCAUGCAGAAUGACAAAGGUGAGGGUCUUCUUGGGUGCUUUUGUUCUUGUUCCAAGGGGAUUGUGAGUAAAGGCCAAGUUGCUUAUGUUUGCUGACUAAUCCCCUUUCAGCAGAGCUGAAGGUUUCCUUCAUCAAUUAAACCAAAGCCAACAGCUUCAGAAUUGAGGUCUGGUUAGACGUGGCAUAUGUGGCUUAGAUGCUGUGCUAUCCCAAAGAAUUGUGAGAGGUUACUGCUAACGCAUGACCUAAAAGGUUUCUUGGAAAUGUAACUUAAAAACAAAAUAAAAUGUAAGACAAUGUUAAAGUAGAAAAAAAAUUGGUGGUGGUGGGUGAUGGUUGUGACUAGAGAAUUAAUGUUCAAAUGACACUUUAUUUAAGGCAUUCUUAAUGAAUGGAACUUUUGGUUGUUUCCCUCAUUCAGUCUUUUUUUCAUGGCUGACUUGUUUUGUUGUUCUGUUUUUAAGACCUAAGUUGGGUGGUCUUGUUUCAUUUUGUUACUACAUUGACCUAUGCAGACUUCCCCACGUCUGUGUUGUAGUAGGAUGAGAUAUGCCCCCUUUGAUCACAUGCCGAAUAUGACAACUUAAUUUCUUUAUUUGAAAUAUGUUGAGUGCUAAUCCCCCCCCCACUCCAAAAUAUUUCAGUAGUGUAACUAUUCCCCUAACUUUCUAUUCACAGCAGAUGAAUUCAGGAUGCUUCCUUUAUUAAGAAUUUGGGCUAGUGGGAUAGCUUCAUUUGUAAUUCUAAAUGAUGUGUGGAAAGAUCCCUUUGAAUGGAACAGGCUGCUUGAGGAGUGCUUAUGGCUUCAAGGAAUUGCAGUAGAAUUUAGACUGCUAUUCUGAAUCUUUCUCCUGGUUGUAGGCUUGGAUUCAUAAAAAGUCUGGCAUGGAAGUGGUCAGAGCUCCUAAUUUGGCUAAUGUUUUGUAAAGGAAGUUCCCAGUUUCCCCUUCUUGGUAAGAACUGGCUAAGGGAAUGAAGAGCUGCUGGGUCUUUAACUGUUGACCUGACCAACUGUACUUACCUUGUAUUCUGCACUUUAGGGAAAGGCAGUGUUUAUUAUCUUUAGUGUGUGUUCUGUUGCCUAGCUUGGUUAAGAGUUCCAGGAUCAUCUAGGUGUAGAGACCACUGCAGAUUCUUCCCGACAGAGAAGGAAUUUCAUGUUGCAGCUUUUUAUAGGGCCUCCCACUUCAGAGAAACAAUUUUACUUGACUAGGAAAAUGAUAGCCCAGUUGGCAGAUUUCAAAGGGAUUUAUUCAAAUCCAAGAUCCUGAAUUUGACACUGCUAUGGCCAUAGAAAUCCUGGGCUGUGACAAAGCUAACUUAAUGAAAGAAUGCUUGAAGAUCAAUGACUUCUCUAUCUAGGAGAGAGCUAAGAGAUGUUUGGUGUGUUCUGUCUGGAAUGUGAUACCUUGGCCCUCUUUUCAAGUGAAAUAGAUGGGUGAGCUUGGUUUUGUUUUCCCCCUUGGGUGUCACUCAUAAUGUAUUAACUUUAGCAAGGUGAAUAAAAAGCCACCUUAGCAGUAUAACUUGCAUUUGUUCUUUAGAAGACCUUGGAAAAUUAUGUUGAACUCCUUGCUUUUAAAUCAAAGCUAAGUUAUAAGGCUGGGCUCAGGUGUGAAUGGGAUUCAGGUCCCUUAGUAGUAUUUCAGGUGUGACACAGACUUAAUGUGAAUUUAUCAAACCUCUUAAUUGUCUGUGACUUACGAUAAGCUAUCUUUGGAAGGGUCAUUAAUGGAAAUGUGUCUUCACUAAAAUGAUUCAUUUAUGGCAGAAUGUUAACCAGAACCUUGGCAGUGGCUGGUUUCUAUUUGCUUGCCAGAUAAGUUUGGGGGUGAGGGUGGUGGGGUACCUCAGGACAACACCCUUAGCUUAACUAAUUAAAUUCCCAGUUUGUCCAUUUUGAAAGUCAUUCUGCUUAUACCUCUUGUUUCUCUCUGGUAUUAAUGUCCUGACUACAGGGUGGUUGGGGUGGGGAGGGGAGGAGGAGGUAGGAGGAUCACUUCUGUUCCCACCUGCAAAAGUUUGCCUUUAUUCCAUCCCCUCGGAAAGGAGUACUGACAUCUUUAUAUUUGGAUUUUAGGUCAUCUAGAACGUGUGUGGUGUACUGCUUUAGAUCAUCUAGAACACGUAGAACUUUAUUUCAAGUUAACUCUGUGCUCUUUUUUGUCUCAGAAUAGUAGUUAUGGACAGACCACAGGGGACAGAAAAGUAUCCAAGCAAAGUGCUCAGAUAACAUUUCUGGAGCUUUUUGCUCCUCUUUCUUUGCUCAUUACCUUGCCCCCCCCCUUUGUGGAAUUAUCUUCUUACCUGAGAUUAUUCUGAUUAAACUCCAAACUCUUUUUGUAGUUUGCAAGUAGAUGCUUGUUCAGGAGCUCUGGAAGCUGCCCAAGCUGCAGCUCAGGCACUCCAAGUGAAGUGUGCCAUGUGGCAUAGACUGGAGAAUGAAGAACAAAACCAGGUCACUAAAACCUAAUCCCUGGCUCAGUUCUGUAGUUUGCCUGCUAAGGUAGCCCUUAACCAGCUUAAUGAUAUGCCAAGUAACCUCUAAAUUCAGAUGUCUGGACAUUCUACUUAAAAAUGUGCCUUUGGAGGCCACAGAAGUGUUGCUGUGGUCUCUAUUUAUACCAAAUCUAGGGGUUCCUUUUUUUUUUCUUUCUAGUGUUGAGUAAUAGGAAAUGUUGGUAGUCACAGAGGGGAUUAAAAGUUCAAGUAUGAAUUCUAAUCUAAAUUUAAAUAGUACUUUAUUGAUGUUGGGUUCCUAAGAUGUCCUUUUUUUGACCUUUUGCAAACAUGCAGUGUACUCUAUUCCUCAGAAUCAGCUUGGAGUGAUCAGCCGAGAUAAGAAUUGUACCUUUUUCUUCAUAUUGACAGAGGCCUCCACACUCAAUUCCUGGGCCUCAAGCUUUCAGAUCUCCUUUAAAAUCUUUCUUUGGCAGAUGUCAUCUCUCAUUCAAAUCCACUGGCAAACACUUAGAAUAAAGCAUUUUACAGGAAUACUCUCUCAAUCAGUGUAGCUCUUAUUAACUAGGGAUAUGUGGGGAAACUGGGUAUGGUUCACAGCCUCUAAGAGGUAGAUUUCCACUUAGGGGUGAGGAAAGGAAGAAAUGCUCCUUGGGGACCAUGGUGUAGAAGCAAUUGGGCAGCUUGCUGUUGGGGUAUGAAAUUUCAAACUUGGCUUUCAUCUAAAUCUUUUGCUUUUUAUGGUUAUCGAUCAUCCAGUGGCCAAAGACCUGAAUUGAAUUCAUCCUCCUCCAUUUGUGGUAGCCCCGUCACCCUCACAAGUAGUCUUUACCUUUGUAGUAAUAGGAAUAGGAAUAGUAGUAGCAGUAUUGGUGGUGACAAUGAUAGUGGUAGUAGUUGUAGUAGCAAUCAAUAGUUGAAUAGGAUUUUCACUAGUAUCCACUGUAUUCUUAACUAAAAGUGCCACUUUAGGUAUUGGAUAUUCCGACCUUUUAAGAACAAUAAUUCCCUUUUGGUUAGUGUCCCCCAACACGGACUAGACUUUGGGGCCCAAGUUAAAUUCUUCAAACCUUUUCUUCUAUAGGGUGAUGUUAAGACAUAAUUAAAAUGUUACCACAGGGUGGGAGAAAGUCCAUAUUGCUAUGAGCCAUUACAAUUCAUAGUGGUUAUCUGAUUAUUAACUCUGGACCAGAGAGAAUUCACUGGUGCGUGCGUGCGUGUGUGUGUGUGUGUGUGUGUGUGUGUGUGUGUGUGAGAACCUAUCUUAGGUACAAACAUUCUUUUCUUAGAAGUUUAGAGAAAAACUCAAGUUUUUUUUAACCUUAGAGCCAGAUAUCCUUAAGCUGGCAGAGGCCAGAACAUUGUAUCUACUCUGGUCUUAGCUGGCUUUGGGACAAAUUCCAAUUCUCCUAAUUAACAUUCAGAGGACCAAAGGAGGCCUGGGAAGAUACUAGAACAUUUUUUUCAAAGGGGUGUAAUAGAGCAAAUUAAGAAAAGGAAAGGCCAAUAUUGCUGAAACCAGAUAUGUCAAGUGCCUAAAUCUUGUUUAUAUCACUUAUUUUUCUAAUAAUUUAAGUGUAAUAUAUUAAAAAAAGCCAAAUGUGGUGGUUGGAGCAAACAAAGGUAUAGAGCAGUCAUCUACUCCUAUAUAAGUAUGAGAAGGUUAAAAGACCAUUCACUAAUGAAGUCUAUAAAUUAAAUGAUGUGGGUUUGUGUGGGUUUUCUUUUUGCCUGAAACUUAUUUUAUUUAAAGAUAAAGAAAUUUCUAAUGUUUUAAGUAGGUUUUAAAAAAUUUUUUGUUUCCAAAUUAAUAUAUAUGUAUAGUUAAGGAAAAAACCCACCUUUAGUCUAGGAAAUUCUUUUCAGUUUUCUAAAUUUGCUUAGCAACUAGCCAUUGGAAUUCUUAAUUUGAUAGCAAUUCAGGAUGUGUGGGAUUACUUCUUUGUUAAUGGUCACUAGCCUUCUCAGUCAAUAUGGAUGAAAUCACUUUCUUUUGUCAAUGCAAAAUGUGUUAAAACUUUAUAAAAAAAAAGCUUUGAGUUUAUUGAGA